Molecule: messenger RNA, 1941 nt
Organism: Priceomyces carsonii
Lineage: Eukaryota; Fungi; Ascomycota; Pichiomycetes; Serinales; Debaryomycetaceae
Product: divalent metal ion transporter
Exons: 1
Coding region: 1-1941 (646 amino acids)
Biological process (GO): intracellular manganese ion homeostasis; iron ion transport
Cellular component (GO): plasma membrane
Molecular function (GO): cadmium ion transmembrane transporter activity; manganese ion transmembrane transporter activity
Source: RefSeq, a predicted model, not a curated record
AUGGGUUGCAACAUAGGUGCUACCAGCUUUCUUAAAGCUCAGCUCGGUGAUAGCCCUAGAAAGCUUUUGCUGAUGUUGAAAAAAUACAUGAAAUUCAUAGGACCAGGUUUAAUGGUGUCCGUUGCAUACAUGGACCCAGGAAAUUAUUCGACUGCGGUAGCUGCUGGGUCAGCAUAUAAGUACAAUUUAUUAUUCCUGAUUCUACUUUCGAACUGCUUAGCAAUAUUUUUACAAGUAUUGUCAGCGAAGUUGGGCGCAGUAACAGGUUUAGAUUUAGCAUCGAACUGUAAGAAUAAUUUUUCUUUCAGGACUAAUAUUUGCAUUUACAUCUUGGCAGAGAUUGCCAUUAUUGCUACAGACUUAGCUGAAGUAGUUGGGACUGCAAUAUCAUUGAACAUACUUUUUCAUAUUCCCUUGUUUCUAGGUGUCUUGAUUACAGUGAUAGAUGUCUUGAUCGUUUUGCUGGUUUACCGACCUAAUGGACCAUUGUUUUUCAUAAGAAUAUUUGAGCUAUUUGUUUCUGCUCUAGUCGGCGCUACUCUUGUAUGCUUUGCAAUCGAAUUAUAUCAAGUAUCGCAUGACUCAGGAAUUAAGUUUUCGAUCUCGGAUGUUUUAAAAGGGUUCUUGCCAAAUCAAGAUGUAAUAAAUAUGGAAGAUAGAGAAGGUGGUAAUGGAUUGUUUUUGAGUCUUGCGAUUUUAGGAGCUACAGUGAUGCCUCAUUCAUUAUAUUUAGGUUCAGGUUUAGUCCAACCAAGAUUGAAAGAUUAUGACAUCAAGCAUGGAUUUUACUUUCCCGAUAAAGACCUUCCGAUUGAAAGCAGUGAAGCGCAUGAUGUCGAUGAAGUAGUUGUACAAGCUCCUUCUUUGAGUGCACAAAAUGAAGAGUUUGAAAAGAAUGUUGACUCAGAAGAGUAUUACAGACCAUCUAUUCAUGCGAUUAAUGAGACAAUGACAUACACUAUCAUUGAGUUGGUUAUAUCAUUACUCACAGUAGCGUUAUUUGUUAAUUCGGCAAUUUUAAUUGUGGCAGGAGCAACUUUGAAUAACGAUGAGCUUCAAAAGUAUCCAAGGGAUGAUCAACAUGAGGACGACUCAGACAGUGAUGGCGAAAAUAAUUACACUAACGCAGAUUUAUUCACAAUUUAUAACCUCUUGUCUAAUCACUUAUCUCCUACUGCAGGGUUUGUGUUUGCUCUUGCAUUACUUUGCUCUGGUCAAAGCGCGGGCGUUGUUUGUACGUUAGCAGGACAAAUGGUGUCAGAAGGGUUUCUUCUGUGGUCGCUACCACCUGUAACACGAAGAUUGAUAACUAGGGGCUUGGCUAUCAUUCCAUGUUUGCUAGUCGUGAGCUUUACUGGGCGUGAAGGACUUGGAAGAAUCUUAAAUAGUAGCCAAGUCGUUCUCUCUAUUCUACUUCCAGUAGUUAGUGCACCAUUAAUUAUGUUCACAUGCUCGAAGAAGAUUAUGAGGGUGCCAAUUUUUGAAAGGGAUGGUGAUGAAACUGUCGAUAUUAUAGUUGACGCUGAAGAAACAUACUACCGGGAUAAUUCUAUCCCUGGAAAAAGUUAUAAGAACGAUAGAAAAUUUCAGUCAACAGAUGCUGCAAUCAUGCUUCAGGAUCUUCGAAAGUCACAUCCUUGUGCUGGUUGGGAAGGCGAUGAUAUCGAGGGUGAACACCAAGGCUUGAUGGAUCCUGUGACCAUAUCUCUGUCUACCAGUCUGCAGAAAUACUCUCCCUAUGACCGCCAUAACCUUGUGCAAGAGUCUUCAACUGACAGUGCUAAUAUUGGUAACGAUAUAGGACAGAGAAUUAAGGGUUUUAAAGACAUGAGCAAUAGUCGGUUCACAGCUUUCGUUGCAAUAUUAGUAUGGGGAUUCAUAACAUGCUUGAAUUUAUAUUUAAUCGGAAGUUUUAUUUUAGGUUUUGACGUACCUUUAUGA